Messenger RNA from Ogataea philodendri, 1977 nucleotides. RefSeq lists its product as uncharacterized. Lineage: Eukaryota; Fungi; Ascomycota; Pichiomycetes; Pichiales; Pichiaceae. Bases 1 to 1977 code for a protein of 658 amino acids. The transcript has a single exon. The record is from RefSeq and is a predicted model, not a curated record.
AUGUCGGAGCCCCCCUCCGAUUUGCCGCAUGGUAAUGGGCAUAUGUUUUUGUCCUCUCUUUCUCACAUUGCUUCGUCGGACAAUCUUCACAAGGCUCGCAAACCGUUGAACAAGUUCCACAAAUCGCCGUUCCAUCGUCCCAGCACACCGCCUCCGCCGACAGAACAAGUUAGUUUGCCAAAAGAUGCAGAGGCAAUCCCGAUGUCCAAGCAACAUUCCCGGUUUGUCAAGAUAACUAAGAAGGCGAGUCGUCUGGCCACCGAAUUGGCUGGAGAUCUUGCGUUUGGGUCCACCAAAGACGGUCAUGUCGACCAUCGCUACGAAGAGUUCAAGUCCAAGAGGCUACGAGAGCGCGAAUCCAAGUCCCAGAAAGAACUCGACCUUGUUCGUCAGAACCUCAACGAAAAGGGCAUAGAGGCGUAUCUGGAGCAUCUGCGGUUUUUCCUGGAAUAUAUGGACCAUAGUGAGCUGGAUGAUCCAAUUGAUUAUGCCAUCACUCGCAGAGACCUUUGGUUGUCUUGGUACAAGAAACUGCUCAUCAGCAUGCGCGACGAGGUCCAGGACUAUGAGGAUCUUGUCAAACAGCGCAAAACUCUCCACACACACGGUUCUUCCGCCUACCAGGACAUUAAACACGAAGCAGACUACAAGUUCAAGACAAAGCUGCACGACUUGUCGUCGAUUUCGCAACCAGAGGCUGUUCAAAACUUGCAAAAUAGCAUGUUCAACGAUAAACGUGUGGUUCUUAUUUUGCUGUGGUUUCUACAAAUCGUGAAGAAGCUCCUCAACCAGCCAACCAUGUUCCAUAAGGAAGUCCUUGAGGCCUUUGGCAACGGACCCGAGUUCGUGGACCCGUCCAAACAGGAAGACCCUAAUGAAGUCUGCAUCGUCACAAGCAACAAAAUGAUCUCCAGUAAAAUGGAGUCCUCGAUCAAGGAAUUGCAUUCCGCAGCCGAAAACUCGAUCUUAAGCGCACAUGUCGAGUUUCUUAAUGGCUGGCAAAUCAGACACGACAAUCCGCAGCUCCACACAAACUUUGUCAGUGUGACAGGCACAAUGCGCAAGCUCAUCGAUUACGCGCACAAGGGCGUGAUACCGAAAUCGCUCGAGUCAGAAUACCCCAACUUUGCCAACCCUGUGUUGGACGACGACUUCUACCGCUUCCAGCUUAGUAACGACGAAAAGAAGUUUGUCAAAGACUACUCCUCGUUCACUACGGUCUCCAGCGACCAGCUGCCGCUCGCUGACUCCUCGCAAUCCUGCAUAUGCUGUCCAGACUUCACGCUGGCUGUCACGGACGAUAACUUUGUCUCCACGCUGGCAGAGUUCAAGCGCGCACUCAGGCCAUCGGGAUACUUGCAGCUGUUCAUCUGGGACCUCGAGUCCAUGCAGAAAGACCUCAAGCCGCAGUCGGACGACGAAAAUCUUCGUCGUUUGGUUUGGGAGAAAAUAGCCAAGUUCAACUUUGACCGCAAGUGUGUGGUUUCCGAGGCCAGCUCAAAAAUCGUACCUACCUUGCGCCAGUUGGGAUUCAGAAAGAUCCGGUAUUCGUACGUUGGCCAUCCGUUCAUUUCCACUAUUUCGGAAAGCCCAGACCUGGUGAACAUGUCACAUUCAUCAUCGUCAGAUUCUGGACGCACAGAGUCCACUACCUCCACCGCGCAUCUGGGUUACAAAGACCUGCGUGUGAACGCCUUUUUCGAGUUCUUCGCCAACUAUGUGGAGUUCCUUAUGUUUUCCAAAAUUGUGUCUAUUUUCCAGCUGAUGGAAACACUCAAAUACCAGGCAGCAACGGAGGAAACCACCAAAUUGGGCGAUGAGGAGACUCUGAACCUGAUCAAGCUCUUUAUCGAUUACAAGCUGAACGGGUGCGCGGGAAAGCUUGUGCAAAAACAUUUCCCUGAUCUUCCUGCCAAGCAUGAUCCUAUCCGAAACGAGGGCAUAGGAUACUCUAUGGUGUUGAUAGCCGAAAAAUAA